AUGGCGUCGAGUGCGCUCAGAUUCUGCUGCGCGGUGGCGACUCCCGGCCGGCUGGGCUCCUCCAGGUCAAAGUUCGCCGGCGGCCUCCAGCUCCCCACCGUCAGCGGCGCGUCCCGCUUCUCCAUGUCCGCAGAGUGGAUGCCGGGCCAGCCGCGUCCCCCCUACCUCGACGGCUCCGCCCCCGGGUAACGCCGAUCGUCUCCUUCCUUCCUUCCUUCCUCCUUGUAUCGAUCUCCCAUCGGUUCCUGAAACUCUGAACUUGGGGGCGAUUAUUUGCAGGGACUUUGGAUUUGACCCUUUGGGGCUCGGGGAGGUGCCGGAGAACCUCGAGCGGUUCAAGGAGUCGGAGCUUAUCCACUGCAGAUGGGCCAUGCUCGCCGUGGUCAGUAGCUCCUCCGCCACCACAACCACCACCACUAUCAUCAUCAUCAUCGCCUGCUUAAUCUGGUCUUCUUCUUCUUCGCUGUGUGCAUGCAGCCGGGGAUACUGGUGCCGGAGGCGCUGGGGCUGGGGAACUGGGUGAAGGCGCAGGAGUGGGCGGCGGUGCCCGGCGGGCAGGCGACCUACCUGGGCAACCCGGUACCGUGGGGCACCCUUCCCACCAUCCUCGUCAUCGAGUUCCUCUCCAUCGCCUUUGUCGAGCACCAGCGCAGCAUGGAGAAGGACCCCGAGAAGAAGAAGUACCCCGGCGGCGCCUUCGACCCCCUCGGCUACUCCAAGGACCCCGCCAAGUUCCAGGAAUACAAGGUCAAGGAGAUCAAGAACGGUGAGUUCCUCCCCCCAGUCCCCUUCCAGCGGAUCCCCUUCAAUCCCACAAGGCGCUCACCGAAAAUUGCCUCAACCAAGCGCAGGUCGCCUGGCUCUUCUAGCAUUCGUCGGGUUCUGCGUGCAGCAGUCGGCGUACCCCGGCACAGGCCCCCUGGAGAACCUGGCGACCCACCUCGCCGACCCAUGGCACAACAACAUCGGCGACAUCAUCAUCCCCAGGGACAUCCUCCAGUGA
Messenger RNA from Spirodela intermedia, 1003 nucleotides. The record is from the annotation of a GenBank genome assembly. NCBI's taxonomy places the organism in Eukaryota, Viridiplantae, Streptophyta, Magnoliopsida, Alismatales, Araceae.